This is a messenger RNA of Sinocyclocheilus grahami, 312 nucleotides long. RefSeq names its product PH and SEC7 domain-containing protein 3-like. NCBI's taxonomy places the organism in Eukaryota, Metazoa, Chordata, Actinopteri, Cypriniformes, Cyprinidae. The coding region runs from base 11 to 262 and encodes 83 amino acids. The transcript is spliced from 3 exons. Gene Ontology annotation, biological process: regulation of ARF protein signal transduction. The record is from RefSeq and is a predicted model, not a curated record. Gene Ontology annotation, molecular function: guanyl-nucleotide exchange factor activity.
CUUCAGUAAGAUGGUUGCAGAAGAGUACCUCAAAUUCUUUGAGUUUACAGACAUGACAUUGGACCAAUCACUCAGAUGUUUUCUGAAAGCAUUCUCACUAAUGGGCGAGACUCAGGAGAGAGAGCGGGUGUUAAUUCAUUUCUCUAAUCGGUACUAUCAGUGUAAUCCCACCACCAUCACUGCACAAGAUGGAGUUCAUUGCCUUACCUGUGCGCUAAUGCUGCUCAACUCUGACCUUCAUGGCCCAGUAAGUGACCUCUGACCCUCUGCCAGAGUUGCCCGUGUUAACCAGCGAAAUGAAGACUGACAGUU